This is a messenger RNA of Neopsephotus bourkii (Bourke's parrot), 7212 nucleotides long. RefSeq names its product phosphatidylinositol transfer protein membrane associated 2 (gene PITPNM2). Bases 499 to 4710 code for a protein of 1403 amino acids. The record is from RefSeq and is a predicted model, not a curated record. Gene Ontology annotation, molecular function: phosphatidylcholine intramembrane carrier activity; metal ion binding; phosphatidylcholine binding. Gene Ontology annotation, cellular component: cytoplasm. Gene Ontology annotation, biological process: phospholipid transport. NCBI's taxonomy places the organism in Eukaryota, Metazoa, Chordata, Aves, Psittaciformes, Psittacidae. The transcript is spliced from 27 exons.
CCCGGGCGGCGCGGGGCAGAGCCGGUGCCGGGGUUCUUCGCCUUCCCCGCUCCUCCGCCCCCCCCACUUCCCGCAGCUGCGGCGGCCCGCCCGCCUCACCUCCCCCCGCCUCCGCCGUCCCCGCGCCGCGGCAGAGCCGGCGGGUGAGGAGCUGCCUGCGCCCGGCCCACCCUCGCCGGGGAUUAUGCCAGCGGAGCGCGGGCAUGUCGGCAGGCAGCCACCCGUAGGCAGCGGCAGCCGCCGAGCCGCCGCGGCAUCAGCAGCACCAGCGGGAGCCGCGGCCGCUGCGCCGGGAGCAGCCGGAUGUUGACACAUGUGGACCAACAGUGACAUCCUUUUCCAGCAAUGCUGUCUUUACUCCCUCCUGCAUUCGGAAGCAUCUAGAGAGAGAUUUUGCAGAAGGGAUCCUCAAUGCAUUUCCUUGCCAUUAUUUAAGGAGCCUUUACUAAAAACUUCUGGAUUGUGUUUCUGAGCGGACAAAGGAUUUUUGUAUUCAAAAUGCUCAUAAAGGAAUAUCGUAUUCCUCUGCCCAUGAGUGUGGACGAGUAUCGAAUCGCGCAGCUCUACAUGAUACAGAAAAAGAGCAGAGAGGAGACAUGUGGGGAAGGCAGUGGAGUGGAGAUCCUGGAGAACAGGCCAUACGUGGAUGGACCCGGAGGCAAUGGGCAGUAUACUCACAAAGUGUACCACAUUGGUAUGCACAUACCCAGCUGGUUUCGGUCAAUAUUGCCCAAGGCAGCUCUGCGAGUCGAAGAGGAAUCAUGGAAUGCAUAUCCUUAUACAAGGACAAGGUAUACGUGUCCUUUUGUGGAGAAGUUCUCUAUUGAUAUUGAGACCUACUACAAAACUGAUCCAGGAGACCAUGUCAACGUGUUCAACCUUUCUCCUGCCGAAAAAAGACAAACCAUUCUAGACCCUAUCGAUAUUGUUAAAGAUCCUAUCCCUCCUCAUGAAUAUAAAGUCGAGGAGGAUCCUAAGCUGUAUAAAUCAGUGAAGACUAAAAGAGGCCCCCUCUCAGAAGACUGGAUUCAAGAGUACAAGAACAACCCUGGGAAAUACCCCAUCAUGUGUGCAUAUAAACUGUGUAAAGUCGAGUUCAGAUACUGGGGGAUGCAGUCGAAAAUCGAGCGGUUUAUCCAUGAUGUUGGCUUGCGGAAGGUCAUGGUCCGUGCCCAUCGGCAGGCGUGGUGCUGGCAGGAUGAAUGGUAUGGGCUCACCAUUGAGGAUAUCCGGCAGCUGGAGAAGGAAGCACAGUUGAUGCUGGCUCAGAAGAUGGCCCAGUUCUGCAGUGAAAAUGAUGCUGAGCAGCACGGUGUCAAAGAAGCUUCUGGUGAGAAGGAUGCUGAAGCCAACACAGUUUCACCUGCUGACACAGAGGAUGCUGCUGGUAACAGUGAAACAGCCUCUGGGAGAUCACUCACCAAGCAGUGGUCAACCUCUUCCAAGUCCUCACGGUCUUCAAAGAGAGGAGCGAGUCCCUCACGCCAUAGUAUCUCAGAGUGGAGGAUGCAGAGCAUUGCCAGAGAUUCAGAUGACAGCUCCGAUGAUGAAUUCUUUGAUGCACAUGAGGACUUGUCUGACAAUGAGGAAAUGUUCCCGAAAGAAAUAACCAAGUGGAGUUCCAAUGAUCUGAUGGAUAAAAUUGAAACCCCCGAAUGCGAUGAUGUCCAAGGUGACUUGUAUCAUGAGACAUCAGCAGAGUACCACGUUGGCUCCAGUGUGGAGAGGCUCAGCAUCAUUGAAGAUGAAUCAGCACAGCCAUUAAUGCAGCCAAGUAAAAUCCAUGUCCUCCUCUUGGUACUCCAUGGAGGGAACAUCCUGGACUCAGGAAGCGGCGACCAGAGCUCUAAGCAAGGGGAUGUCAACACCAUCACGACAGUGUUUGACACAGUGAUGAGGGUACAUUACCCAGCUGCUCUUGGACGCAUUGCCAUCAGACUAGUCCCUUGUCCAGCCAUCUGCUCUGAAGCAUUUUCACUGGUGUCCAGCCUCAGCCCAUAUAGUUACGACGAGGGCUGCCUGUCCAACAGCCAGGAUCACAUUCCCCUCGCUGCACUCCCUCUGCUAGCAACAUCAUCCCCACAGUACCAAGAAGCAGUGGCCACAGUCAUCGUCAGAGCCAACCAGGCCUACAGCGAGUUCAUCAGAUCCCAGGAGGGCAUGUCAUUCAAUGGCCAGGUCUGCUUGGUUGGGGACUGUGUUGGAGGAAUCCUGGGAUUUGAUGCCUUAUGCUACAGCAAUCAAACUGUGUCUGAGAGCCAGAACAGCAGCCGGAGAGGGAGCGUUGUGAGUGUCCAGGACACCGACCUCCUGUCUCCUGGAAUAACGGUGAAUAACAGUUAUUGUUCCAGUGGCUCUAAUCUGGAAGCCAGCAGACACCUCAGUAGGAGCAACAUUGAUAUUCCCCGUAGCAACGGAGAAGAUCCAAAGAAGCAGCUGCCACGGAAAAGGAGUGAUUCAUCAACCUACGAACUGGACACGAUAAAGCAGCAUCAGGCCUUUCUUUCAAGUUUACAUUCUAGUGUUCUGAGGAAUGACCCGGGAUCCAGGAGAUCCAGUAGCUCUACUAUGUUGGAUGGAGGAAAUAUUGGAAAGUUUGAAUUUGAGAUCACUGAUUUCUUCCUCUUUGGUUCUCCCUUGGGUCUGGUUCUUGCACUGCGAAAAACUGUCAUUCCAGCUCUUGACAUCUUUCAGCUCAGACCAGCUUGCCAGCAGGUCUAUAACCUGUUCCACCCUGCAGACCCAUCUGCUUCACGCCUUGAGCCUCUUUUGGAGAAGAAGUUCUACCUUUUGCCCCCCUUUAAUAUUCCCCGUUACCAGAGGUUCCCGCUGGGUGAUGGCAAUUCUGCUGUGCUGGUUGAGACAAUCCAGAACAAUCCCAUCCUCCUCAUGGAAAGCAGCCCUCUGGGUGCUCUCCAGCACCAGGACAGCUUCAUGGAAACAAGUAUCCCCGUUCCCGUACUGAAUUGGCAAGAUGUUUCCAAUAAAAGUGCUGGUUUUGCUGAGUCAGAUGUUGUUCAGUCUCAUGGUGCCGUCUUCAUGGAAAACACGUCCCUGUCCACCCCCAUUUCAGCCCCUCAGUUCAGGGGCUUCCGGAGAGCCAGUGAGAUCAGCAUUGCCAGCCAGGUCUCAGGAAUGGCAGACAGUUACACUGCUUCCAACAUAGCCAACAAAACCAAACACCACCUUAAUCACUGCAGAGGGUUUAGCCUUCUGUCCCAACUUGCCCUCCCUCACAAAUCCCCUACUCAAACCUCAUCCAAGAAACAUAGGCAGCGUAAACACGAAAUCCCUUCGAAGGGAAGAAAGCUCAAAGGGCCAUGGAGUCAGGCUGCAGACUGCAUUCUUCGGAUACCCGACCUGGACAUCAAGACAGUUGCUGCCAAGUGGUGGGGGACCAAGAGGAUUGACUACGCUCUCUACUGUCCUGAUGCUCUGACGGCUUUCCCGACGGUCGCUUUGCCGCAUCUCUUCCAUGCGAGCUACUGGGAGUCCACAGACGUUGUCUCCUUCCUGCUGAGACAGGUGAUGAGGCACGAGAACUCGAGUGUACUGGAGCUGGAUGGGAAGGAGGUGUCCGUCUUCACCCCCUCCAAGCCCCGUGAGAAGUGGCUGCGCAAGAGGACGCACGUGAAGCUCCGGAACGUCACAGCCAACCACAGGAUAAAUGACACCAUUGCCAAUGAAGAUGGGCCCCAGACCUUAACUGGAAGGUUUAUGUAUGGUCCAUUAGAUAUGGUCACACUCACAGGAGAAAAGGUGGACAUUCACAUCAUGACCCAGCCACCGUCAGGAGAGUGGGUUUACUUUGACACUGAGAUCAGCAACAGCAGUGGCAGGAUUUCCUAUGUCAUCCCUGAGAACCGGCGCCUGGGCAUCGGCGUCUACCCUGUCAAGAUGGUGGUCAGGGGUGACCACACGUAUGCAGACAGCUACAUCACAGUCCUGCCAAAGGGGACAGAGUUUGUGGUGUUCAGCAUCGACGGCUCCUUUGCAGCCAGUGUAUCCAUCAUGGGCAGCGACCCCAAAGUCCGCGCCGGAGCCGUCGACGUUGUAAGGCACUGGCAAGACCUCGGCUACCUCAUUAUCUAUGUCACGGGCCGCCCCGACAUGCAGAAGCAGAGGGUGGUAGCGUGGUUAGCACAGCACAACUUCCCCCAUGGCAUCGUCUCCUUCUGCGAUGGGCUCGUCCACGACCCGCUGCGGCACAAGGCCAACUUCCUGAAAUCCCUCAUCACAGACCUCCACAUGAGGAUCCAUGCAGCAUAUGGAUCCACUAAGGACAUCUCUGUGUACAGCUCCAUCAGCCUCCCGCCCACCCACAUCUACAUCGUUGGCCGACCCACCAAGAAGCUGCAGAGCCAGUGUCAGUUCAUCACGGAGGGGUACGCGGCCCACCUGGCUCAGCUGGAGUACAACCACCGCGCGCGCCCUGCCAAGAACACCACGCGCAUGGCGCUGCGGAAGGGCAGCUUCGGGCUGCCCAGCCAGGCCGAGUUCCUGCGCAAGAGGAACCACCUCCUGCGGACCAUCUCCUCCCAGCCCUCGGCCACCAGCGCCGGCCACCGCCCCGAGCGCACCCAGAGCCAAUCCGACAGCGACAGGGAGAGGGACAGGGAACGCAGCCAAAGAAGCAUGAGCAUCGCCACGGGGUGCUGGGGCCGGAGCGCAGCUUCCCGGCUGGAGUCUGGCCUCUUGGGGCAGAAGUAGCCAGGCCGGAGCCAGCGACUGUCGGCUGCAGCCACCGGAGGAGAAAACAAAAGGAAAAGGGGGAUGAGGCCGGUGUUACGGGCUGGAAGGGUAAAUAUGGUGCUACUCUAAUAACAUCAUGGUAUUCUGGGAAGAGAUGGGAUGGUUCCCAUGCAGAACGUGCAGGCCUUACAGUGGGAGCGUCAGGUUUGUGCAGCAUGAGCCCAAGGAACAGCUGGAAAUUGGGGUGGUGGGAGGAAGUCUCCAGGUCAAGAUCGCACUCUCUCCUGCCUCCUUCUCUUAUCCAGGUUUAGUGACUGUAAAUACGUGCCUCCUCGCCUUGUUAGCCAUCGCUCCGAUACGCGUGACCGAGUGCUGUCCUCAGAGCCACAGGAACAGGGGAUGAGGCUGGGGAACUUCUUGGUUGUCCCAGGAGUCAGACUGCUCUGCUGGUACCAGCACGGGGUGGGCUUGGGCUUCGGUAACGCUGUUUCCUGGCACAGACGGCCCCAGGCAAGGGAUUUAUCAUGGGCUGUGCCAGGCAGAGCAACCGAGAGCUUUACCUGUACAAAGAGCUUCAAGUGCAGCCACUUUCUCAAGGAGAACGUGCAGUGGCAAAGCCUAAAAGCUGUGUGGAUGCUGUUGGUAGGGGCAGAACGUCGGCAAGGUUCACACCUAAAAAAGUGGGGUCGUUACUGCUAGUACUGUUAUUUUUUAAAGAGACCUUUUAGAAUCCGAUGGAAUUCAAUGCAUUGACCUAUUAAAAGAGGAAUCCAAGCUAUCUUGUUUGAGCUGUUACAAACCUCAGACACUUCCUUUGCUGUUAAAGUCUCCAGACAUUCUCGCUAUAUAUCCUUUCCGAAAGUAACCACCAUGUAUUGGGGAGCAGCUGAAGGCGCUCAGCAGCUACACUGCGUUGCAGUUCUACUCAGCAGAAUGCAGGGUCUGACUCUCUCAACACCCACCUCUGAGGCGAUUUCUUCUUCCCAGGUUCUCUCUGAGUUCAGUAGCAGCUUUCAUGGGAAACCAGAUCUGCUUCUUUUACCUGUAGUUACUGAACUGUAAAACCUCAUUGUUUUUUGCACUGAUGAUUUUUAGAACGGAAACCUGUUACCAUCUCAUGUAGCUACACCCAACUGUUUGUAGUGCAUGACAAUGAACUAUCGCUAAGCCAGGGUGUGUGUGUAUAUAUUAUAUACAUAAUGUGCAUAUACAUAUGCACACACACACACAUAUAUAUAUGUAUAUAGUUAUAAAGGAUAAAACUAAUCUGUGCAGAAGUUUUCCCAGCAGUAAGGAGACUGUAAGGAAGUGUGCCAACGUCAGGCAACCUUAAGAAAAGGCCAUAUCUUAAAAUCCCCUGGUGUGUUUCUCAGUGGACGUGCCUGAGCUGAUGGUCUGUGUGCUGCUGGAGCGAGCCAGGGUGGGUGCAUGGCAGAGGGGAGCCGUGGGUGUGCAGGGUGAGUGGCACAGAACAGCAGCAGUGGAGGAGAACAGUGCCUAGAGCGAGGGCUCACCAGAAGCCCCUUAGUCCUGUCCCUCCCGGCUCAGCCUGGCCCCAGGAUGGGUCCAGUUCCCUCCUUGCACACACCUCUCGGGGCGGAGGGGCACUCACCCCAUGGUGCCCAUUUACAGACCCCAGCUGGCCUCGUCCCAUGGAGAUUUUAUAGUCCUACCGAGCUCCCCGACUGCGUGUAACCAACCCCGCUUUCCCCUCCACUCUUCCCUGUCUUUAUAUCACUUUCUACUUCUGAGGAUCUUAUUUGUAACAGAGAAUUUUGUAGACUGGCUCCUUCAUUUUAUUACCUGUUUUGAUCCGAAGUGCAGGACGGCCGCACCGAGAUACACAGCACUGUGAACGCUGCUCUGCUCACUGGCUCUGCGCCACGGUAGGCAAACCUUACCCCAUCAGACACCCGAGGCACAUCUCGUGGUCGUGGCGCUGCAGGGUCGAAGCGGAGGCAGAGUGGGGACAGUGCUGAGCUGCUGCUGGAGCACUGGAACCCGCUGCCCACCCGCUGCCCAGUGCAGCUCCCACGUCCUGCAGCCUUCACUGCAAACUGUUUAAGCACUUCUCUUUGAUAAUGACUCAAGUGCAGAAUGUAUCUGAUGACUUUUGUUACCGAAAACUGACUUCCCUUCCUGCCGACUCGGUUCAGCUCUCUCCGAAUGUACAGCCAGAGCUUGACUGGGUUGAAAACCAACGUGAGUUGUCCCAGCUUUUUUGCUAGCCGAACGUUCUAGCCAACAGAUGCCAUCUGAGUAGGAAGCCAAGCCACAAAUCCAUCCUGUGAAGUCACCAAACCACAUCACACAGUAACUCCUGUAAAUUUGGAUAUGGCCUUUGCAAAAUUCAACUGCCCUCCAAGCCCACAACCGAGGCAUGGUCUGUACAUUACAAGAUGUUCACAUUUUCUUAUGUGUAGAUAGUGUAAAACAGAGGCGAAUGUAAAUGUUCAACAUAAAAAGUGGAUAUAUAAAAUUGAAAGUAAUUUAUUUAUGUAGAGGAAAAAAAACCACAAA